Dendroctonus ponderosae (mountain pine beetle) is the source of this 4793-nucleotide messenger RNA. RefSeq names its product ATP-dependent translocase ABCB1-like. Gene Ontology annotation, biological process: transmembrane transport. Gene Ontology annotation, molecular function: ABC-type transporter activity; ATP hydrolysis activity; ATP binding. Gene Ontology annotation, cellular component: membrane. The coding region runs from base 924 to 4736 and encodes 1270 amino acids. NCBI's taxonomy places the organism in Eukaryota, Metazoa, Arthropoda, Insecta, Coleoptera, Curculionidae. The record is from RefSeq and is a predicted model, not a curated record. The transcript is spliced from 25 exons.
AUUAUGAAUUAAAACGAACUGAGCAUAUUUUUGUAAAUAUUCACAACAAAUAAACAUCUCUCGCGACUAUUAUCCAUUAUAAUAAGUAACCAUAAUAAGUAUUAAUCAGCAAAAUUCGUAGCAUCAGGUAUAAUAAAUGGAUUUUUUACUAAAGAACACAAUUCUAAACACCUUAUAAAUAAAAAUGUAUUUACUCAAUAACAUCAAUCACAGUCAACAUAAGUACUAUCUAUAUCCGUCUAGGUCCUACCUAUAUUAUCUAUAAAAACAUAAACUACCUACCAAAAUAUUUUGUAUGUAAUUGUAAAUUGAAUUCGAAAGUUAAGGUUUAACCACAGAAUUAUAAAAUCCUCAAAAAGGGUUAAACCCAGAACGAAUGUAACUUGAAUGUAUUAGUCAAUAAUUGAGCCUUUAUUUCUACUCAAGUCAAAUAGGUACCUCUAAACCGCCAAGUGUCCUUCAUCACUAUUUUCAUGUGAUGUAUGUACUUUAAACAGAUGACUGAUUUAUCAAGAUCUUUAUUGUGUCUGAAUGAAACUUCACAUCCUUAUUAAACCCGUGCUUAAGCUACAAUUGUACAAUUAACUGAACAUAAAAUACACAUAAACAAAGUGAGGCUUUGGAUUAAUGAUCUAUCCUCAAUUUUUCCAACCACCCUAAAAUGACUAGCAGGAAUAUGUAUAUUUAUUAAUUAGGAAGCAUAGCAAAACUCGUGGAGGGAUUAGGUAUCUAAUCAUUUUACUCGCUGAUAAAGGUAGACAUGAUUGGUAACAUUCAGAAAAUUGUUGUUCUUUUUAUCACAAAUAUUGUCAGUACUUAUCAAAAUCUCAAUAGAUCAGCCGGUUGUACUUAUUUAAUGAAGCGUUGUUGAAUGUGGUGGUUUCUCCGACAUACCGAUCUAAAUAUGCUGACUUAGAUAUAAUAUGACAGAAAGACACGAUGGUACAGCCACAGACAAGGAGCGGGCUUCAGAUGUAAAUGUCCCACCAAUAGAUGAUCCGGAGUCCACCGAUGCUUCCUCAUUUACUGGAUUGUAUAGAUUUGCCACUAGACCACAAAAAUGCGUGAUAAUAAUUGGAGCUAUAAUAGCUCUGAUUUGUGGCGCUCUCCAACCGCUCAACCACUUGCUGUUCGGGGAUCUAACUCAAAUCAUCAUCGAGUACAGUGAGGCUUGUUUGAACCCCAAUUCCACUAAUUGCAGUGUCGCAGGCGACAAUCUUUCAGCAGGAAUUAAACACUUUGGGAUAUGGAGCUCCAUAAACGGUGUCGCUAUUAUGAUUACUGGCUAUCUGGCUACUGAGGCUUUCAGCUACAAUGCCAUUAAACAAGUCUUCAGAGUGAGGUCGCUCUAUCUGCAAAAGCUGCUCAACAAGGACAUUUCCUGGUUCGAUGUGCACAAUUCAGGAGAUUUUUCCAGUAGAAUGGCUGACGACUUGUCCAAAUUUGAGGAUGGCAUUGGGGAAAAAGUACCACUCUUCUUAACCCUUCAAGGGUCGUUUAUUUCCGCCAUCACUCUAGCUUUGGUGAAAGGAUGGGAGCUGGCUCUAAUUUGCCUUAUUUCUCUGCCAGUUUCUUUUAUUGCUGUUGGCCUGAUCGCUUAUUUGACUACCCAGUUCUCGAAAAAGGAACUAGACGCUUAUGCUGAAGCUGGUUCAAUUGCAGAGGAAGUUAUAACGUCGAUUAGAACAGUCAUUGGGUUUGGAGGAGAAAAACUGGAAACUCAGAGAUAUGAGAAGAACCUGAUUUUUGCAAAGGAUAACAACAUCAGGAGGCAUUUUUUCGAAGGUAUCGGUUAUGGUAUGCUGUGGUUGUGCAUUUUCUCCAGCUAUGGCUUGGCCUUUUGGUAUGGCAUCAAACUUAUGCUGGAUGGAAACCCCGUGUACACCCCUGGAAACAUGUUAACCGUAUUCUUUAGCGUUAUGGCCGGCAGUAUGAGCUUUGGAUCGGCCUCACCUUUCAUUGAGGCUUUUGCCACCGCCAAAGCGGCAGGAAGAAAGAUUUUCCACAUGAUCAAAACUUCCCCGAUAAUCAACCAAUCGAAGAACAAUGGAGCUAAGCUGGCUCAAGUGAGGGGCAAUAUCAAGCUUCAAAAUGUCAAGUUUCAAUACCCAUCCAGAAAGGAUGUGCCAGUUCUCCAAGGAAUUGAUCUGGAGAUCCAGGCUGGAGACACAGUGGCUUUGGUCGGCAGGUCUGGAUGUGGGAAGUCCACUCUUUUGCAAUUGGUGCAAAGGUUUUACGAUCCUCUACAAGGCCAGGUUUUCAUUGAUGAGAAAGACGUCAAAGAGCUGGAUCUAUCCUGGUACCGUCAAUAUAUCGGUGUGGUCAGUCAAGAACCUGUUCUGUUUGGCACCACAAUUGCAGAAAAUAUCAAAUAUGGAAACAGAGACGCAACCGAACUAGACAUUGUUCAAGCAGCAAAAAUGGCAAAUGCUCAUCAAUUCAUCAAAGGAUUGCCUGGGGGUUAUCACACUUUAGUUGGAGAAAGAGGCGCUCAACUAUCUGGAGGGCAGAAGCAGAGAAUUGCAAUUGCUAGAGCUUUGGUGCGAAAUCCCGCCAUUUUAUUACUGGAUGAAGCCACGUCGGCAUUGGACACAAAUAGUGAAGCCAAAGUGCAAGCUGCAUUAGACAGAGCUAGUGAACAUCGAACUACCAUCAUUGUGGCGCAUCGGCUCAGUACGAUUCGCGGAGCUAAUAAAAUCGUUGUUAUUAGCGACGGAAAAGUGGUGGAACAAGGCACUCAUGAAGAUUUAAUGGAGUUGAAAAACGAAUAUUACGCUUUAGUGACGACUCAGGUGCAUAGUAGUGAGCAGUUUGAGAACAUCGGCGAGGCAAGUGAGAAGAAAAUCUUUGACUCCGUUGAGGAUGACGAUGAGGACUUUGCACCAAAACGGGUAAAUCUGGUUAGGAUGAUUAAAGUAGCUGAGAUUAAUCAUGAAGCACUUAAGGAAACAGAUGAAGAAUCCGAAGUCGACAACUACGUAAAAACUGCCUCCUUAUGGUCGAUAGUGAAACUGAAUUCCCCCGAAUGGCUCUCGCUCUUUCUUGGCUGCUUUGGAGCAGCGGUCAUGGGAACAGUACUUCCAAUAUUCGCUGUUCUCUUGGGAAGUAUUCUACAGGUGUUGCAAGACAGCGACAAAAACUAUGUGAGGCAGGAAACUAACAAAUAUAUCCUAUAUUUUGUUCUUGCUGGCGUUCUAGCGAUGUUUGCUACGUUUUUACAGUUAUAUAUGUUUGGAAGAGCUGGCGAAAACCUGACUCUCCGAAUGCGAAGUCGUAUGUUUGACGCACUGCUUAAGCAGGAAAUGGGGUAUUUCGAUCGAAACGAAAACGGAGUUGGGUCUCUUUGUGCCAAACUAUCGAACGAGGCCUCUCAAGUGCAAGGGGCCACCGGCCAGCGAAUUGGGGCGAUCGUCAAUUCUCUAGCCACUCUGAUCCUAUCAGUUUUCUUUGCUGUUUACUACGAAUGGAGGUUGGGCUUAGUUGCAAUGGUUUUCGUACCUUUGAUUAUUGCAGCCACGUUCAUUCAAAAAAAGCAAAUGUCGCAGGAGAGCGACGAUUACAAGGAGUCUUUGGAAAAGUCCACUAAAAUUGCUGUUGAGGCCGUCGGCAGUAUUCGAACAGUUGUAUCCUUAGGCUGCGAAAAAACCUUCUUCAAGUUGUACAUCAGUGAGCUAAUGCCUCACAUUAAGAAAUGUCUCAGGAAUACCCAUGCCAGGGCGUUUAUUUUGGGUUUUUCUAGAGCUAUUAUGAUUUUCGCAUUUUCCGCCUGUUUAGUCUACGGAGGCUAUCUGAUUAAACACGAAAAUGUUCAAUAUGGCGUAGUGUUCAAGGUUGCGCAGGCUUUAAUAAUGGGUACAGUUUCCAUAGCAAACUCACUAGCAUUUACACCCAACUUCGAAAAAGGAUUGGUAGCAGCACGUACAGUGAUGAACAUGAUUAAUAGAAUCCCGAAAGUCAGCAACAGCCAAAACGCUCUUAUCAAGAACACUGCGGAUGGCAACGUUAACUAUUCUCAGAUUCACUUCUCCUACCCGACCAGAGACUCGAUUGAGGUGCUGAAAGGUCUCGAUUUAUCAGUCUUGCAAGGAAAAACCGUUGCUCUAGUCGGUCCUAGUGGGUGUGGAAAGUCCACUAUUAUUCACCUACUGGAGCGCUUUUAUGAUCCAGCUUCAGGCACUGUGUCUUUGGAUGAGGAUGAUAUUAAGUCCAUUACUUUAGCCUCAUUGAGGUCGCAUUUGGGAAUUGUCUCGCAAGAACCGAACUUAUUCAGUCGCUCUAUAGCAGAGAAUAUCGCCUAUGGAGAUAACUCAAGGCACUCUACUGACUCGGAAAUUAUCGAAGCAGCCAGAAAAGCCAACAUUCAUAACUUUAUUACGCAACUACCUGAAGGCUACAAUACGAAACUCGGGGAAAAAGGAACCCAGCUAUCUGGAGGCCAAAAACAACGAAUCGCCAUCGCAAGAGCUCUGAUUAGACACCCGAAGGUGCUACUGCUGGAUGAAGCCACCUCGGCUUUGGACGCAGAAAGUGAAAAGGUUGUCCAGGACGCUCUGGACAAUGCCAAACAAGGCAGGACGUGUUUAACAAUAGCGCAUCGCUUAACAACCAUCCAGGACGCCGACUUGAUAUGCGUGGUAAAUAACGGGGUUAUUGUCGAACAAGGGGCCCACACAGAUUUAAUUGAGAGAAACGGGUUGUACUAUCGGUUAUACGCCCGUCAACAUUACUUUCUGUAGAUUAUGUACAACUAUUAAAUAUUGUUAAAAUUGUAUUAUAUGUAUAGAACUUGUAAA